GGUAUGAUGACCCGGCUGCGGGGCCCCAGAUCUCGUCUCCUCCGCCGCCUCCUCACGGCAGCCCCAGCUCGCGGCUGAGAACCAGACACACCGGCGGUGAGUGGGGACGGGCAGGAGGGGUCCUCGGCGGGGAGCGACUUCCCCUCAGCUCCCUGAGGCGGGGCCGGGCCGGCCGCCGGCUCUCCUGGAGCGCCCAGCCUGCCGGGGGCGCCUUCCUCAAAGGGCCCCUGCCUGGGACCGGGCGCCGCGUCUUGCGGCCCGGCCGCUCACUGCCGCUGAGGGGAUUGCCUUCCCAGGAAGGUGGGGAGGCUCCGGGCUGGUUUUCGGGGCAACUCCCCCUGCCUCCUGCCACUUCUCGCCUGGGCGUGUUGUCCUUAAGUGACAGGGGACCGCCUUGCGUCUCCUCACUCGGCCGGUUUUUUCCCCGGCUGUCGUGGCAGGUUCCCAGUGUGUGGCUUGUGCGUGUGUACUUCACAGCUCCGCUUAUCACCAUGGUUUUGGGUUAUUUGUGCUGUUUGGGACCAGGAAGCCGUGCCUGGAGAGGACGACAGUGGGGUGGGUGUGGAAGCUUUUCUGUCGUCUCCGCUGAUGUUCUGUAGUCGUUAGGCUUGUAAUUCGUAAUGACGGUGGAGACUACGUGAGACCAGCCCACCUAAUGUAUAUCUGUACAAGGGAGAUCUAGAGGUCUGGCCCAAAGGGAAACUUUUGCUGCCACCACUUUCAAAGCUUUCGUUAAAAAAACAAAAGGGAGGGGGAAGGUGGAGAAACAACCAAAAUUCUGGUAAGGCCCACACUGUUCACAGGUCUGUGGGGAAGAGUCCCCUUUUUGUGCUUAGCAACCAAGACGUGGAGUUCCGUCUCCAGGAGCGUUGGUCUAACCUCCAGUUUGUUGUGGUGACGAGCUGUGAGCAAUGGCCUGUGUUUAUGCUGGGCGAGCUUUCUUUCCUACUUGGGGAGGGGGGUUCAGGAUGGGAGGAUGCGGGUAGGGAAGAGGGGGGGAAAACCCCCAAGCUCCAGUAAGUCUUUUCUUUACUUAAUCACUGAUUCUGUUGUAGGUAGACUCAUUUAGAGGCAGUCCUAGAUGCUCUUUCUUGUCUAUUAGUGACACUUUGGGAAUUCUCAGUAAUUGCAUCAACAUAAUACUUUCAGCUAUAGACUCUCUGUCCCAAUCUGUCCUUUAUCUUGUUUCUUAGUAACUGGUGAAAACAGCAGUGUGGCUUCCCGCUCUUGAUGAAAUAGGGUUAAAUUAAGUGGCUGAUGCCCUCAGCAAACCUACAAUUUUCCUUUUGUUUGUGUAAAGCUAUUUUUGAUCUCUGGUCUGUGGGUUUUUUUUUUUUUUUUGUAAGAUUAUAGAGAAUGCAAACUAUUACUAGCUUUUUUCAUAUGGAAGCCUAAAGCUUUCUAUAAAACAUUUUAAAAUCUAACAAAUCAUUUGACCUAAUUUUCAUUAUUCAGCUGGUGAUUUUGGAUCUUUACAUGUAAUUAUCUCAGGGUUCUGUGUUAUAAUACUGUUAUGAUGAAGGGUGGCAUUGACUUUAAGAUACUGUUCCUGGCUUGAAAGAUAUUUUAGUAAAGUACUUGCGGUUGGAACUGGAGGCAGCCAAGCCAGUAAAGUAUCUUAGAAUAAAAUGGUGAAUGAGAUCUUAUAAAUAUACUGGCUCUGGUUGGCAAGUAGAACUUUUGCUGGUGAUACCUUCAUGAAUAGUUUAUCUCUCGACACUGUAGUUUUGUGGUUUUUUGAGCAAGUUCGUUGGUAACUUGAGACUUCAAACCAAACCAGAACUUCCUUCUAAAAGAAAAAAAAAGAAGAGAUAAUCUCAAAGUUCACAAUUCUUUGGAAAAUAAACUUCUUUCAUUCUGUGCUUUUGUUUUUAUAAGCACAGCUCCAUCAAUGAUUUGUUGGUACAAAUCAGUGAGUCAUACCGGCCUUGUAAAGUUCUUACACUUGGAACUUGUGCAGCUUGUUAGUUAUAUAUUGUAACUGGUCUUGUAAUUUGAAGUAAUUUUGCAAACAUGAGCUGCUUGAUCUGCCACCUGCAUGAGUGUAUAACAGCAGUCUGUAUUUUUUAGGUCUUUUUAAAAAAAAUUUACUAUUAUUCCUCCCGUUAUCUUCCCUUCCUCUCCCUUUGUGCCAUUCUGAACACAAGUCAUCAAGAUUAUUUUCCUUUAAGUACCACUUCAACAAUCACUGGUUUGUCUUUUGGUUCCUUUUGUUUUUGUUCCUGAUCUUCCCUUUAGUUGUUGGAACCCAGCUCCUAAAUGCCUAAUAUAUUCCUGUAGUGCAUAAUUUGGCACUUGAAAAAUUUACAUCCUGUUUUCAUAUUUUUCUUUCUUUUUCAUGUGUUAUAUCAUUUCAGCAACAUUUUAAGUUUUUUGAAGUCAUUCCAAAUAAAUCUAAGUGAACUAUUGAUUUUGAUACAAAGCAACAGCCUCUGCCACACUGAAGAAGUGAGCUUUAAGCAGAGACUAGAAGGAGACGGUUUCACCAUGUUGCCCAGGCUGGAGCUCCCUGAUUUCUGGCUUGAGGCGUUGGAUGUGUGAUGGCAUCUCAUAAUUAAGAUAGAAAACUGAAGGUGGGGUGGAGGCUCGUAUGGCAUCACAGCUGCAAGUGUUUUCGCCCCCAUCAGUGUCGUCGAGUGCCUUCUGCAGUGCGAAGAAACUGAAAAUAGAGCCCUCUGGCUGGGAUGUUUCAGGACAGAGUAGCAACGACAAAUAUUAUACCCACAGCAAAACCCUCCCAGCCACACAAGGGCAAGCCAACUCCUCUCACCAGGUAGCAAAUUUCAACAUCCCUGCUUACGACCAGGGCCUCCUCCUCCCAGCUCCUGCAGUGGAGCAUAUUGUUGUAACAGCCGCUGAUAGCUCGGGCAGUGCUGCUACAUCAACCUUCCAAAGCAGCCAGACCCUGACUCACAGAAGCAACGUUUCUUUGCUUGAGCCAUAUCAAAAAUGUGGAUUGAAACGAAAAAGUGAGGAAGUUGACAGCAACGGUAGUGUGCAGAUCAUAGAAGAACAUCCCCCUCUCAUGCUGCAAAACAGGACUGUGGUGGGUGCUGCUGCCACAACCACCACUGUGACCACAAAGAGUAGCAGUUCCAGCGGAGAAGGGGAUUACCAGCUGGUCCAGCAUGAGAUCCUUUGCUCUAUGACCAAUAGCUAUGAAGUCUUGGAGUUCCUAGGCCGGGGGACAUUUGGACAGGUGGCUAAGUGCUGGAAGAGGAGCACCAAGGAAAUUGUGGCUAUUAAAAUCUUGAAGAACCACCCCUCCUAUGCCAGACAAGGACAGAUUGAAGUGAGCAUCCUUUCCCGCCUAAGCAGUGAAAAUGCUGAUGAGUAUAAUUUUGUCCGUUCAUACGAGUGCUUUCAGCAUAAGAAUCACACCUGCCUUGUUUUUGAAAUGUUGGAGCAGAACUUAUAUGAUUUUCUAAAGCAAAACAAAUUUAGCCCACUGCCACUCAAGUACAUCAGACCAAUCUUGCAGCAGGUGGCCACAGCCUUGAUGAAGCUCAAGAGUCUUGGUCUGAUCCACGCUGACCUUAAGCCUGAAAACAUCAUGCUGGUUGAUCCAGUUCGCCAGCCCUACCGAGUGAAGGUCAUUGACUUUGGUUCUGCUAGUCACGUUUCCAAAGCUGUGUGCUCAACCUACUUACAGUCACGUUACUACAGAGCUCCUGAAAUUAUUCUUGGGUUACCAUUUUGUGAAGCUAUUGAUAUGUGGUCACUGGGCUGUGUGAUAGCUGAGCUGUUCCUGGGAUGGCCUCUUUAUCCUGGUGCUUCAGAAUAUGAUCAGAUUCGUUAUAUUUCACAAACACAAGGCUUGCCAGCUGAAUAUCUUCUCAGUGCCGGAACAAAAACAACCAGGUUUUUCAACAGAGAUCCUAAUUUGGGGUACCCACUGUGGAGGCUUAAGACACCUGAAGAACAUGAACUGGAGACUGGAAUAAAAUCAAAAGAAGCUCGGAAGUACAUUUUUAAUUGCUUAGAUGACAUGGCUCAGGUGAAUAUGUCUACAGACCUGGAGGGAACAGACAUGUUGGCAGAGAAGGCAGACCGAAGAGAAUACAUUGAUCUGUUAAAGAAAAUGCUCACAAUUGAUGCAGAUAAGAGAAUUACCCCUCUAAAAACUCUUAACCAUCAGUUUGUGACAAUGACUCACCUUUUGGAUUUUCCACAUAGCAAUCAUGUUAAGUCUUGUUUUCAGAACAUGGAGAUCUGCAAGCGGAGGGUUCACAUGUAUGAUACAGUGAGUCAGAUCAAGAGUCCCUUCACUACACAUGUUGCCCCAAAUACAAGCACAAAUCUAACCAUGAGCUUCAGCAAUCAGCUCAAUACAGUGCACAAUCAGGCCAGUGUUCUAGCUUCCAGUUCUACUGCAGCAGCUGCUACUCUUUCUCUGGCUAAUUCAGAUGUCUCACUACUAAACUACCAGUCAGCUUUGUACCCAUCAUCUGCUGCACCAGUUCCUGGAGUUGCCCAGCAGGGUGUUUCCUUGCAGCCUGGAACCACCCAGAUUUGCACUCAGACAGAUCCAUUCCAACAGACAUUUAUAGUAUGUCCACCUGCGUUUCAAACUGGACUACAAGCAACAACAAAGCAUUCUGGAUUCCCUGUGAGGAUGGAUAAUGCUGUACCGAUUGUACCCCAGGCACCAGCUGCUCAGCCACUACAGAUUCAGUCAGGAGUUCUCACGCAGGGAAGCUGUACACCACUAAUGGUAGCAACUCUCCACCCUCAAGUAGCCACCAUCACACCGCAGUAUGCGGUGCCCUUUACUCUGAGCUGCGCAGCCGGCCGGCCGGCGCUGGUUGAACAGACUGCCGCUGUACUGCAGGCGUGGCCUGGAGGGACUCAGCAAAUUCUCCUGCCUUCAACUUGGCAACAGUUGCCUGGGGUAGCUCUACACAACUCUGUCCAGCCCACAGCAAUGAUUCCAGAGGCCAUGGGGAGUGGACAGCAGCUAGCUGACUGGAGGAAUGCCCACUCUCAUGGCAACCAGUACAGCACUAUCAUGCAGCAGCCAUCCUUGCUGACUAACCAUGUGACAUUGGCCACUGCUCAGCCUCUGAAUGUUGGUGUUGCCCAUGUUGUCAGACAACAACAAUCCAGUUCCCUCCCUUCGAAGAAGAAUAAGCAGUCAGCUCCAGUCUCUUCCAAGUCCUCUCUAGAUGUUCUGCCUUCCCAAGUCUAUUCUCUGGUUGGGAGCAGUCCCCUCCGCACCACAUCUUCUUAUAAUUCCUUGGUCCCUGUCCAAGAUCAGCAUCAGCCCAUCAUCAUUCCAGAUACUCCCAGCCCUCCUGUGAGUGUCAUCACUAUCCGAAGUGACACUGAUGAGGAAGAGGACAACAAAUACAAGCCCAGUAGCUCUGGACUGAAGCCAAGGUCUAAUGUCAUCAGUUAUGUCACUGUCAAUGAUUCUCCAGACUCUGACUCUUCUUUGAGCAGCCCUUAUUCCACUGAUACCCUGAGUGCUCUCCGAGGCAAUAGUGGAUCCGUUUUGGAGGGGCCUGGCAGAGUUGUGGCAGAUGGCACUGGCACCCGCACUAUCAUUGUGCCUCCACUGAAAACUCAGCUUGGUGACUGCACUGUAGCAACCCAGGCCUCAGGUCUCCUGAGCAAUAAGACUAAGCCAGUCGCUUCAGUGAGUGGGCAGUCAUCUGGAUGCUGUAUCACCCCCACAGGGUAUCGAGCUCAACGCGGGGGGACCAGUGCAGCACAACCACUCAAUCUUAGCCAGAACCAGCAGUCAUCGGCGGCUCCAACCUCACAGGAGAGAAGCAGCAACCCAGCCCCCCGCAGGCAGCAGGCGUUUGUGGCCCCUCUCUCCCAAGCCCCCUACACCUUCCAGCAUGGCAGCCCGCUACACUCGACAGGGCACCCACACCUUGCCCCGGCCCCUGCUCACCUGCCAAGCCAGGCUCAUCUGUAUACGUAUGCUGCCCCGACUUCUGCUGCUGCACUGGGCUCAACCAGCUCCAUUGCUCAUCUUUUCUCCCCACAGGGUUCCUCAAGGCAUGCUGCAGCCUAUACCACUCACCCUAGCACUUUGGUGCACCAGGUCCCUGUCAGUGUUGGGCCCAGCCUCCUCACUUCUGCCAGCGUGGCCCCUGCUCAGUACCAACACCAGUUUGCCACCCAAUCCUACAUUGGGUCUUCCCGAGGCUCAACAAUUUACACUGGAUACCCGCUGAGUCCUACCAAGAUCAGCCAGUAUUCCUACUUAUAGUUGGUGAGCAUGAGGGAGGAGGAAUCAUGGCUACCUUCUCCUGGCCCUGCGUUCUUAAUAUUGGGCUAUGGAGAGAUCCUCCUUUACCCUCUUGAAAUUUCUUAGCCAGCAACUUGUUCUGCAGGGGCCCACUGAAGCAGAAGGUUUUUCUCUGGGGGAACCUGUCUCAGUGUUGACUGCAUUGUUGUAGUCUUCCCAAAGUUUGCCCUAUUUUUAAAUUCAUUAUUUUUGUGACAGUAAUUUUGGUACUUGGAAGAGUUCAGAUGCCCAUCUUCUGCAGUUACCAAGGAAGAGAGAUUGUUCUGAAGUUACCCUCUGAAAAAUAUUUUGUCUCUCUGACUUGAUUUCUAUAAAUGCUUUUAAAAACAAGUGAAGCCCCUCUUUAUUUCAUUUUGUGUUAUUGUGAUUGCUGGUCAGGAAAAAUGCUGAUAGAAGGAGUUGAAAUCUGAUGACAAAAAAAGAAAAAUUACUUUUUGUUUGUUUAUAAACUCAGACUUGCCUAUUUUAUUUUAAAAGCGGCUUACACAAUCUCCCUUUUGUUUAUUGGACAUUUAAACUUACAGAGUUUCAGUUUUGUUUUAAUGUCAUAUUAUACUUAAUGGGCAAUUGUUAUUUUUGCAAAACUGGUUACGUAUUACUCUGUGUUACUAUUGAGAUUCUCUCAAUUGCUCCUGUGUUUGUUAUAAAGUAGUGUUUAAAAGGCAGCUCACCAUUUGCUGGUAACUUAAUGUGAGAGAAUCCAUAUCUGCGUGAAAACACCAAGUAUUCUUUUUAAAUGAAGCACCAUGAAUUCUUUUUUAAAUUAUUUUUUAAAAGUCUUUCUCUCUCUGAUUCAGCUUAAAUUUUUUUAUCGAAAAAGCCAUUAAGGUGGUUAUUAUUACAUGGUGGUGGUGGUUUUAUUAUAUGCAAAAUCUCUGUCUAUUAUGAGAUACUGGCAUUGAUGAGCUUUGCCUAAAGAUUAGUAUGAAUUUUCAGUAAUACACCUCUGUUUUGCUCAUCUCUCCCUUCUGUUUUAUGUGAUUUGUUUGGGGAGAAAGCUAAAAAAACCUGAAACCAGAUAAGAACAUUUCUUGUGUAUAGCUUUUAUACUUCAAAGUAGCUUCCUUUGUAUGCCAGCAGCAAAUUGAAUGCUCUCUUAUUAAGACUUAUAUAAUAAGUGCAUGUAGGAAUUGCAAAAAAUAUUUUAAAAAUUUAUUACUGAAUUUAAAAAUAUUUUAGAAGUUUUGUAAUGGUGGUGUUUUAAUAUUUUACAUAAUUAAAUAUGUACAUAUUGAUUAGAAAAAUAUAACAAGCAAUUUUUCCUGCUAACCCAAAAUGUUAUUUGUAAUCAAAUGUGUAGUGAUUACACUUGAAUUGUGUACUUAGUGUGUAUGUGAUCCUCCAGUGUUAUCCCGGAGAUGGAUUGAUGUCUCCAUUGUAUUUAAACCAAAAUGAACUGAUACUUGUUGGAAUGUAUGUGAACUAAUUGCAAUUAUAUUAGAGCAUAUUACUGUAGUGCUGAAUGAGCAGGGGCAUUGCCUGCAAGGAGAGGAGACCCUUGGAAUUGUUUUGCACAGGUGUGUCUGGUGAGGAGUUUUUCAGUGUGUGUCUCUUCCUUCCCUUUCUUCCUCCUUCCCUUAUUGUAGUGCCUUAUAUGAUAAUGUAGUGGUUAAUAGAGUUUACAGUGAGCUUGCCUUAGGAUGGACCAGCAAGCCCCCGUGGACCCUAAGUUGUUCACCGGGAUUUAUCAGAACAGGAUUAGUAGCUGUAUUGUGUAAUGCAUUGUUCUCAGUUUCCCUGCCAACAUUGAAAAAUAAAAACAGCAGCUUUUCUCCUUUACCACCACCUCUACCCCUUUCCAUUUUGGAUUCUCGGCUGAGUUCUCACAGAAGCAUUUUCCCCAUGUGGCUCUCUCACUGUGCGUUGCUACCUUGCUUCUGUGAGAAUUCAGGAAGCAGGUGAGAGGAGUCAAGCCAAUAUUAAAUAUGCAUUCUUUUAAAGUAUGUGCAAUCACUUUUAGAAUGAAUUUUUUUUUCCUUUUCCCAUGUGGCAGUCCUUCCUGCACAUAGUUGACAUUCCUAGUAAAAUAUUUGCUUGUUGAAAAAAACAUGUUAACAGAUGUGUUUAUACCAAAGAGCCUGUUGUAUUGCUUACCAUGUCCCCAUACUAUGAGGAGAAGUUUUGUGGUGCCGCUGGUGACAAGGAACUCACAGAAAGGUUUCUUAGCUGGUGAAGAAUAUAGAGAAGGAACCAAAGCCUGUUGAGUCAUUGAGGCUUUUGAGGUUUCUUUUUUAACAGCUUGUAUAGUCUUGGGGCCCUUCAAGCUGUGAAAUUGUCCUUGUACUCUCAGCUCCUGCAUGGAUCUGGGUCAAGUAGAAGGUACUGGGGAUGGGGACAUUCCUGCCCAUAAAGGAUUUGGGGAAAGAAGAUUAAUCCUAAAAUACAGGUGUGUUCCAUCUGAAUUGAAAAUGAUAUAUUUGAGAUAUAAUUUUAGGACUGGUUCUGUGUAGAUAGAGAUGGUGUCAAGGAGGUGCAGGAUGGAGAUGGGAGAUUUCAUGGAGCCUGGUCAGCCAGCUCUGUACCAGGUUGAACACCGAGGAGCUGUCAAAGUAUUUGGAGUUUCUUCAUUGUAAGGAGUAAGGGCUUCCAAGAUGGGGCAGGUAGUCCGUACAGCCUACCAGGAACAUGUUGUGUUUUCUUUAUUUUUUAAAAUCAUUAUAUUGAGUUGUGUUUUCAGCACUAUAUUGGUCAAGAUAGCCAAGCAGUUUGUAUAAUUUCUGUCACUAGUGUCAUACAGUUUUCUGGUCAACAUGUGUGAUCUUUGUGUCUCCUUUUUGCCAAGCACAUUCUGAUUUUCUUGUUGGAACACAGGUCUAGUUUCUAAAGGACAAAUUUUUUGUUCCUUGUCUUUUUUCUGUAAGGGACAAGAUUUGUUGUUUUUGUAAGAAAUGAGAUGCAGGAAAGAAAACCAAAUCCCAUUCCUGCACCCCAGUCCAAUAAGCAGAUACCACUUAAGAUAGGAGUCUAAACUCCACAGAAAAGGAUAAUACCAAGAGCUUGUAUUGUUACCUUAGUCACUUGCCUAGCAGUGUGUGGCUUUAAAAACUAGAGAUUUUUCAGUCUUAGUCUGCAAACUGGCAUUUCCGAUUUUCCAGCAUAAAAAUCCACCUGUGUCUGCUGAAUGUGUAUGUAUGUGCUCACUGUGGCUUUAGAUUCUGUCCCUGGGGUUAGCCCUGUUGGCCCUGACAGGAAGGGAGGAAGCCUGGUGAAUUUAGUGAGCAGCUGGCCUGGGUCACAGUGACCUGACCUCAAACCAGCUUAAGGCUUUAAGUCCUCUCUCAGAACUUGGCAUUUCCAACUUCUUCCUUUCCGGGUGAGAGAAGAAGCGGAGAAGGGUUCAGUGUAGCCACUCUGGGCUCAUAGGGACACUUGGUCACUCCAGAGUUUUUAAUAGCUCCCAGGAGGUGAUAUUAUUUUCAGUGCUCAGCUGAAAUACCAACCCCAGGAAUAAGAACUCCAUUUCAAACAGUUCUGGCCAUUCUGAGCCUGCUUUUGUGAUUGCUCAUCCAUUGUCCUCCACUAGAGGGGCUAAGCUUGACUGCCCUUAGCCAGGCAAGCACAGUAAUGUGUGUUUUGUUCAGCAUUAUUAUGCAAAAAUUCACUAGUUGAGAUGGUUUGUUUUAGGAUAGGAAAUGAAAUUGCCUCUCAGUGACAGGAGUGGCCCGAGCCUGCUUCCUAUUUUGAUUUUUUUUUUUUUUAACUGAUAGAUGGUGCAGCAUGUCUACAUGGUUGUUUGUUGCUAAACUUUAUAUAAUGUGUGGUUUCAAUUCAGCUUGAAAAAUAAUCUCACUACAUGUAGCAGUACAUUAUAUGUACAUUAUAUGUAAUGUUAGUAUUUCUGCUUUGAAUCCUUGAUAUUGCAAUGGAAUUCCUACUUUAUUAAAUGUAUUUGAUAUGCUAGUUAUUGUGUGCGAUUUAAACUUUUUUUGCUUUCUCCCUUUUUUUGGUUGUGCGCUUUCUUUUACAACAAGCCUCUAGAAACAGAUAGUUUCUGAGAAUUACUGAGCUAUGUUUGUAAUGCAGAUGUACUUAGGGAGUAUGUAAAAUAAUCAUUUUAACAAAAGAAAUAGAUAUUUAAAAUUUAAUACUAACUAUGGGAAAAGGGUCCAUUGUGUAAAACAUAGUUUAUCUUUGGAUUCAAUGUUUGUCUUUGGUUUUACAAAGUAGCUUGUAUUUUCAGUAUUUUCUACAUAAUAUGGUAAAAUGUAGAGCAAUUGCAAUGCAUCAAUAAAAUGGGUAAAUUUUCUGACUUAUGUGGCUGUUUUUGACUUCUGUUAUAGGAUAUAAAGGGGAUCAAUAAAUGACAUCUUUGAAAGUG
This is a messenger RNA of Homo sapiens (human), 10580 nucleotides long. RefSeq names its product homeodomain interacting protein kinase 1 (gene HIPK1). Gene Ontology annotation, biological process: iris morphogenesis; embryonic retina morphogenesis in camera-type eye; embryonic camera-type eye morphogenesis. Lineage: Eukaryota; Metazoa; Chordata; Mammalia; Primates; Hominidae. The record is from RefSeq and is a predicted model, not a curated record. Gene Ontology annotation, cellular component: nucleus; cytoplasm; nuclear speck. Bases 2591 to 6223 code for a protein of 1210 amino acids. The transcript is spliced from 18 exons. Gene Ontology annotation, molecular function: protein serine kinase activity; ATP binding; protein kinase activity.